AUGCUACAGUCAAUAAUUCUUGGGAAAAAAAUUGAAAUAAAUGUUACUGCUGCAAGGAAGUCAAUGUUGAAGCUAUAUCACAAAAGAUGGAGACAUCAAAAUAAACGACAUGUAAAAAAACUACUUGCAAAAGAAAAAGACAUUCAGAUAAUAGUAGAUAGAGAGAUUUGUGAAGCAUGUGUGUAUAGUAAAGCACAUUGCCUGCCAUUUGGUACCAGAAAGAUGUAUCAAAGUCUGGUGAUUUAAUAUCAAGCGAUGUUUGUGAACCAUUCAAGGAUUAAUUUUCAAAGAAAUGUUAUUUAGUUGUUUUUAAAAAUAACUACGAAAUUUCAUUAUGCAUAUUUACUCAAGAAUAAAACUAAAAUUCAACAAGUAUUUAAACAUAUGUUAGCACAUGCAAACAAGCAAGGACAUUCAAUCAAGGAGUUAUUGAGCCAUAAUGGUGGCUUCAUUGCUGAAGUUAUAUUUGAUUAAAAUGAUAUUAUACAACGAUUAACUGCACCCUACAUUCCUCAACAAAAUGAUGGCAGUGAACAUGGAAAUAGUACAAUUGUUGAAAUGGCUAGAACAUUCAAAUAUUCUAACAAAGAUGAGAUUUUCCCUGAGGCAAUUUGAACUGAGCUUGUGACUACUAUGAUAUAUAUUCUUAACAGAACAAGAAAAAGUUGAUGGUAAAAGUCCAUCUGAGCUGUGGAUGGGACAGAAACUAAGAACAAGUCACCUACAUAUUAUUGGUUCAACCUGUUAUUUUUAUGUUUUUACUGAAAAAAAUAAGAAAACUGAUCAAAAAGCUGAGUAAGGAUAUUUGGUGGGAUAUGAUAGUGAUUAAUGAUACAGGGUUUAUAUACCAGAAAAUCAUCAGAUCAUUUUGUUCAGAGAUAUAAUAUUUCAAGAAAAAAUAAGUGACUUUGAAAAUAAAGAAAUAGCUUUGUUGAAUGGUUCUGUACAUGAAAAGGAGGAUGAAGACAGACUUGUAAGUAAUGACUUUUUUGAAGAUAAAGUUACUUUAGAACAUGAUACAAGCACAUAUGAAAAAUAUCGAACUGGUAAUUUAAAAGUCUGAACAUGAAGAAGAGAUUCUAUAGAGAUAACUCAAAGAUCGUUCAAUACUCAAGAAACCAAAACACUCGGAUGACUUUAUGUUAGCAGAUGGGUUUGUCUGUGAAACAGAAUACCCUGAGAAAUUUCAAGAGGCCUUAGAUAGUUCACAAAGUACUGAAUGGAAGAAAGCAGUAAGGAGGAAAUUGAUUUUCUAAAAGAAAAUCAGACUUGGGAACAAACAAGCUUACCAAAUUAUGCCAAGGCAAUUCAGUGCAAAUAGAUGUUUCGUUUAAAGACAAAUCCUGAUGGUGGUGUUGAUAAGUACAAAGCAAGGUUAGUCAUCAAUGUUAUGGAAUUGACUAUGAUCAAACUUUCAGUUCAGUUGCAAAAAUGGCAAAAAAAAAUAAACUAAAAAGCAAAGAAAGUUCUUGAACGUUUGGAUUUUCAAGUUGCUAACAGAUUUCAUCUCCAAUACUGAAAGGUGCUGAUGUAUCACAAUCAAGAAAAGAUGAUACUAAGAAUCACAAUUAUCCAUACAGACAAGCUGUUGAUGCUUUGGUGUAUUUAAUACUAGGCCAGAUCUUGCAUAUCACACAGUAUUAUUGUCAAAGUUACUUGAAACACCAUCACUAGAAAAUGUUGUUAGAGUAAAAAGAGUCUUCCGAUACAUUGCUGGAACUGUCAAUCUUGGAAUAUAAUAUCAAUGUAAAGUGAACAAGGAUGUGUUGAAAUGUUUCAGUGAUGAAGUUUUGGUGGUUUUACAAAGACUGGCAGAUCAACCUCUGAUGUGUUCAUUAAAUAUACAGGUGGCACAACCUCUUGGCUCAGUCAAUGACAAAGAGUAG
Cinara cedri is the source of this 1886-nucleotide messenger RNA. NCBI's taxonomy places the organism in Eukaryota, Metazoa, Arthropoda, Insecta, Hemiptera, Aphididae. The record is from the annotation of a GenBank genome assembly.